Molecule: messenger RNA, 1464 nt
Organism: Drosophila arizonae
Lineage: Eukaryota; Metazoa; Arthropoda; Insecta; Diptera; Drosophilidae
Source: RefSeq, a predicted model, not a curated record
AAAGAAUCGAGCAAAAUUAGUGAUAAAGUGAACCACAAACUGCGCCUAGAGCUAUUCAGCGGGAAAUCCCAAACCAAAGAACUGCAAGAUUUUGACAUCUUAAUAAAAUAAAUAAAUAAAACACACACACACACACAGAAAGGCAAAAUGUUGAAAACAAAAACAAGCGACGAUAAGCUGGAUACGCUGCUCUCGAGAUCUGCAGUGCCUAUCAUCGAUCUGGCGCAUUGCGGUACCGAGGAGGUGCCCGUCAAAUCGGUGGUGAAUCGCGUGGGCCAUCAGCUGCAGAAGGCCUUGUCCGAGAAGGGCAUGGCUCUGCUGGUCAACCAUGGCAUCUCCGACGAAAAGCUGAAAACGGCUUGGGACCAUUUGGAUGACUUUGUCGACCUGGAAGCGGAUGUCAAGCAGCUCUACAUACGCAGCGAUGGCGACAAUCACGGCUAUGUGAGUCCGGGCAACGAGCGUUUCGAUGGCAAAACACCGGAACUGCGACAUGCAUUCAACAUUUGCACGCUGAAUGUCCAGAAUCUGCCGGAGGAGCCAUUGCCCGGUUUUACGGAUCAUAUAAGCGCACUGGCCAAUGACUUUAAGGCCCUGGCCAGCUUUAUACUGCAGGCGCUGGCCGUCUCGCUGGACAUUCCGCCCACAUUCUUCCUCGAAAAGCAUUCACGCAUGAUGUCCGGCGAUCACGACAACAUGACCACUCUGCGCAUGCUCUAUUAUCCGCCCAUAGUGGACGACGAGCCUGGCCAUGGCCAGAACGAGGUCAUCAAGGGCCGUUGCCAGUACAGCUACCAGCGUUGCUUAUCAGAUCAGCCAGACUUCCGGCCCGAGCGCAAUCCCCUGGAGGACGAAGCGGACAACGUGCAAACCAAUGGCAAAGAUGGCGAGAUUGCCGAGCACAAGCUGCCCAACGGCGAGGUGAUCCGCUGUGGCGCACACGUCGACUACGGCACCUUCACGCUGCUGGCGCAGGACUCUGAGGGCGGCCUGGAGGUGAAGCUGCCGGGCAGCGAAAAGUGGACUCGUGUGGGUCACUUGCCGGGUGCCAUAUUAGUCAACUGUGGCGAGAUCUUGUCCAUAUGGACAAGGGAACGAUAUCCCGCACUGCAACACCGCGUCGUCAUACCCGAGCAGGAGCACAUACGCUCCCGUGGGCGGCACUCGAUUGCAUUCUUCUGCCAUCCAGACAAUAUUACAAUGAUAUCUCCCAACGAUCUGCCUCAAACCGAUACCGAGCAGAACGCGACGUGUCUCAAACAGCGCAAGAAGUCCUUCAAGGCGGCGAAAGAGCGUGUGUACAACGCGUAUCAGCUAAUACAGAAAAAGUUUAAAGAAACUUACACCAAUGGCAAUCACUCGUAAUGCCGUUGCGUCACGUAGUCGCCAGUCGCCAAGAUCAUCAUCUCUACUCCUGCCACUCUGUCAUCCUCUCAUCAGCCUGUGGGGAGAGCUAACGUCGUA